GCCAGCGAUGGCUUCGCUCGGUCAGGAGCACCGCUAUGGGCUCUCCUGUGGAAAAAAUAACAGAAACAGCCCCAGCAGGACGCUGUAUCAUGUCAAGCUCACGGACACGGCCAUCAAAGCGCUGGAGGCUUAUCAAAACCUCAAGGGAUCUUUGCCAAUUGAACCAUCAAUUUGUUUCAAAGGAAACCAGGGGUACAUCAAGAUCCCAGCUCCCACACCGGAGUCACUAUCUGCUCUUCGCGUCUUCUCAUUCUACUUAUCCAGCGACAGCAAAGACCAGCCUCAGGCCAGCUUUGACUGCAUCCAUCAAUAUGUUUCAAGUGACGGCCGUGAGCAGCUGGAAGGUCAGGGCGUCAUCCAGGAUAAGAUCACUGUGUGUGCCACCGACGACUCCUACCAGAUGACCCGUGAGAGGAUGUCUCAGGUGGAGAAGGACAGCUGGAGCCGCUCUGCCAUUGAGAUCAAACCUGGAGCCACACAUCCAAGUAAAUGUGUCAAGUUCAGCAAGAGGCCAGCUCCUCCCUCUGCGUCAGACAUCAGCUUCUAUAAGCAGUCUACCAACAACCGGAGGAAUGGCGGUAUGUCCACGUCGGCCCAGAAGCCCCUGAGGGAGCGCAUCAUCCACCUGCUGGCUCUCAAACCCUACAGGAAACCAGAGCUGCUGCUGUGGCUGGAAAGAGAAAGAGCCGGCCCCAAGGACAAGGCCGAACUGAGUCCAAUACUGGAGGAGGUGGCAAAAGUAAAUCCCAAAGACAGCAGCUACCUGCUGAGGGAUGACUUCUACAAGCACGUGCAGAGGGACUGGCCAGGCUACAGCGAGGAGGAGAGACAGCUGAUCAGCAGGCUGCUGGCCAGGAAGUUGCAGCCGCAGAUUAGCAACCAAUCAAGAAAUCUUCAAGCAAGCACGUCAAUACUAAAGGCCACAGAAGAUACGACACUACAUCACAGCACAAUGAAAAAUCCUGCCGUGAAACGCCCCGUGCCUUUUGACUCACUGGAAAGGCUAGCUGUUAAGAGACAAAAACUUGCGGACCAGAGGUUGCAACAGCAGCCCACUGUAAACGGACUCUUAAACAAUAAAGGAGGACAUGACAGUGCAACUCCUGCCCUUAACCCCAGCUUCCACACAAAGACUGAGUUUCAAAGGACAACUAACCAUACUGGUAACCAGAAUGGCUCACCAGGGGACCACAAUGGCCUUCCUCUCAUGCACAAACUGUCUAGCACCUCUGACGCACCUGUUUCAGAGAGCAGGGAGCAAGAACCCAAAGUAAGCAGCCAUCAGCCACCGCAGGCCGACUCUGACUGCACUCACCAGCAGGUCGCAAACAGCCAGCACAGAAAGAAGAAAUCUAAAAAGCACAAAGACAAGGAGCGGGAAAGGUUAAAAGACAACCAGGGCAGUGAUUGGUUGGAGUCAAGCCUUGAUCUUAAGCAGAACCCAGACAAACUUGACAAUCCUGACAUCACAAAUGCUGUGGCCUCUGAGGAGAAGCCGGAUUAUGUUCUCACUUACGGCACCAUAAUGAAUUUGGAGCAACGUCAGAGAUACCAGGAAGAUUUCUGCGCUGAGUAUGAUGAGUACAAAGACCUCCACUCCCGGAUCGCCACCAUAACUCACAUGUUUGUUCAGCUAGGAUCCAAGAUCAAGAGCCUGUCCCCUGGCACAAAAGACUAUAAGAUAAUGGAAGACCAAAUCCUGGAAAAGUACAACAAGUAUCGUAAGAAGUUCCCAGGCUACCGGGAGGAGAAGAAACGCUGCGAGUAUCUCCAUGAGAAACUGUCCUACAUCAAACAGCUCAUCGUGGACUAUGAUGUCUCUCCUGCUUCUUCGUAGCAAAGGCUGCCAACCCCCUCCCACACACAUGUUGACAUCAGAUUUGUUUUAAAUGGAAACCCUUUCUUUGCAUAAACAACACAGGUAUCAAACAAACAAAGCGUUUUUACCUGAGAGUAAUAUAAAAGCAGUGUUUUCCAUACAUUGAUUUAUUUGUGGUGGUCUGCCACAAUAUUAACACUGACCGCCACUUAUAGAAUUUCUUUUUCUUUCUUCUUCUUUUUUUUCUUUAUUAUUUUCAAAUGGGUAACAUUUCCUCCUCGCCCUGCUCUCUCUCUCUCUCUCUCUCUCUCUCUCUCUCUCUCUCUCUCUCUCUCUCUCUCUCUCUCUCUCUCUCUCUCUCUCUCAAACACAGACACACACACACACACAGAAACACAUUGACAGCAAACAUUGACUGGAAUCUAAUUCUGAACACUGAUAAAAGGUUUUGGAUGAAGCCGCAGGCGUCAGCACGGACUGCUUACUUACUUAUGAGUCAAGAACAGAUUUCGCUCUGGUAUUUGUAAGUCUAUUUGUAUUGAAGUUAUCGUUUCUUUCAAAUGUUAUGUUAAUGUGAAAAGUCAGAGGGAGAAGCAAAGAUAGUCUUGGGAUUAGAAGAUUUAUGCGUCUGUGCUCAUCACAAUGCCAAGACAGACAGUUUCCCAAACAGUUUUUACCAGCCUUUUCAAAACCAAUAUCAGUGUACGCCAUUUUAUUGGAAAUAUGUAAAAAGUAGCAAAUGUGACUUUAACUUAUUCACUUUGUUCUUGACACAUUAAGUCAAACAUUGCUGCAGGCAAGUUUGCAAUUUCCUUUUUUCUUUUUUUUUUCUUUUUUAUUUAAACAUUUCAAUAUGCAGCAUAGAAAAGAGUACUUUUAAAAGUUCCAUAUCGAAGUUGCCUGACACAAGAUUGAAGCAGCCCACUGCAAAAAAAAAAAAACUGAAAUGUUUAAGUCAUUUCAUCUUAUAUUCAGCCUUCACAUCUUAUUAUGCAAAUGG
Molecule: messenger RNA, 2819 nt
Organism: Toxotes jaculatrix (banded archerfish)
Lineage: Eukaryota; Metazoa; Chordata; Actinopteri; Toxotidae
Product: RNA polymerase II elongation factor ELL-like
Exons: 12
Coding region: 8-1837 (609 amino acids)
Biological process (GO): positive regulation of transcription elongation by RNA polymerase II; snRNA transcription by RNA polymerase II; transcription elongation by RNA polymerase II
Cellular component (GO): transcription elongation factor complex
Molecular function (GO): cis-regulatory region sequence-specific DNA binding
Source: RefSeq, a predicted model, not a curated record